This is a messenger RNA of Coffea eugenioides, 1828 nucleotides long. RefSeq names its product serine--tRNA ligase. The record is from RefSeq and is a predicted model, not a curated record. Lineage: Eukaryota; Viridiplantae; Streptophyta; Magnoliopsida; Gentianales; Rubiaceae. Gene Ontology annotation, biological process: seryl-tRNA aminoacylation. Gene Ontology annotation, cellular component: cytosol. Gene Ontology annotation, molecular function: ATP binding; serine-tRNA ligase activity; tRNA binding. The transcript has 10 exons. Bases 151 to 1494 code for a protein of 447 amino acids.
UUUAGGUCGAGGGUUUACUUUUGUUUGAAUCCUCUGCUUCUGCUCCACCCUCACUUGAUCCUCCGCCCCCUCUCCCCGCUCCACCGCCCGUUCUCCUUACGGAUAAUCAAAUCUCCUUCGAACCCUUUUGUUCCCAGGGAAAUCAGAACAAUGUUGGACUUAAAUCUGUUCAGGGAAGAGAAGGGAUAUAACCCUGAAAUCAUAAGGGAGUCGCAAAGGCGCCGUUUUGCUGACGUAAAACUGGUAGAUGAGGUUAUUCAGCUUGACAAAGAAUGGCGUCACAAGCAAUAUGAGUUGGACAAUUUGCGCAAAGAUUUUAACAAAAUUAACAAAGAAAUCGGCAAGCUCAGACUUUCUGGUGGAGAUUUGACUGAAGCAAUUAAAAAUACGGAAGAGAACAAAAGAUUGAUAGCAGAGAAAGACGCAGAAGUUGAGGAGGCUCGAGUAGCUAUGAAUGCAAAACUGGAAAUUAUUGGAAAUCUCGUGCAUGAUUCAGUUCCAGUUAGCAAUGAUGAGGCAAAUAAUGCUGUUGUUCGAUCGUGGGGAGAGAAGAGAAUUGAGCCAAAUCUGAAAAAUCAUGUUGAACUCGUUGAACUUCUUGGUAUUGCAGAUACCGAAAAAGGUGCAAAUGUAGCAGGAGGCAGAGGAUUCUACUUGAAAGGAAAUGGUGCACUACUGAACCAAGCUCUUAUAAACUUCGGUCUUCAUUUUCUUAAAAAAAGAGGAUUUGAAGUAUUGCAUACCCCAUUCUUCAUGAGAAAAGAUGUUAUGGCUAAGUGUGCUCAACUAGCACAGUUUGAUGAAGAACUCUAUAAGGUAACUGGUGAGGGAGAGGACAAAUAUCUGAUUGCUACAGCUGAGCAGCCAUUGUGUGCUUAUCACAUGGAUGAUUGGAUUCACCCAACACAGCUUCCUUUAAGAUAUGCUGGAUAUUCAUCUUGCUUCCGUAAAGAAGCUGGCUCCCAUGGUCGUGAUACUCUUGGAAUUUUUAGAGUGCAUCAGUUUGAGAAAGUAGAGCAAUUCUGUAUUACCAGCCCGAAUGGCAAUGACUCCUGGGACAUGCAUGAAGAAAUGAUGAAGAACUCAGAGGAAUUCUACCAGAUGUUAAAACUUCCUUAUCAAGUUGUAGCCAUUGUAUCUGGUGCCCUGAAUGAUGCAGCUGCUAAAAAGUAUGAUUUGGAAGCAUGGUUUCCGGCCUCGAAUACCUAUAGGGAGCUUGUUUCCUGCUCAAAUUGCACUGAUUAUCAGUCAAGAAGAGUAGAAAUUCGCUAUGGCCAGAAAAAGAGCAAUGAGCAAGUCAAGCAAUAUGUGCAUUUGUUGAACUCUACACUGACAGCUACUGAGAGGACAUUGUGCUGCAUUCUUGAGAACUACCAGAGGGAGGAUGGUGUUGAGAUACCAGAGGUGCUACAGCCAUUCAUGUGUGGAGAGACCUUCCUUCCAUUUAAGAAAACCCCAGCCAAAGAAGUAAAAGGGAAAAAAUCCAAGCCAUGAAGGCAGUUAGUUUGAUCCUAUUCCAUUUUUCCAAGAUCUCUCCUCACACGUGGCUUUUUGGGGAAACUAAAGGUGAAGCAGACCCUGUAAAUGAGGUCACAACAAAGAAAAGACAGGAGCAAUAUAGAACUGUAAGGUUAAGCGUAUGCUAACGCAUAUCUGGACAGUUAGAUUGUAACUUUUGCAUAUUGGUGCAUUUGCACCAGUAGAGGUUUUAUUCCUGCUACUUAUCUUGACACUGCCUACAGAUGAUCUUCAAAAAAAUUUCUCUAGUUGACUGUAUUUUUUAUGAAAUACCAGAUAUCAGAUUGAGUUUGAUGAAUUGUUUCACUUA